Messenger RNA from Rhizoctonia solani, 4650 nucleotides. RefSeq names its product Retrotransposable element Tf2 protein. Bases 1 to 4650 code for a protein of 1549 amino acids. The transcript has 15 exons. The record is from RefSeq and is a predicted model, not a curated record. Gene Ontology annotation, molecular function: zinc ion binding; nucleic acid binding. NCBI's taxonomy places the organism in Eukaryota, Fungi, Basidiomycota, Agaricomycetes, Cantharellales, Ceratobasidiaceae.
AUGGCCCCGCCGAGGCUUCCGGACAUCAACGCUAUCCUACAUGACCUCGAUCUGAGCCACAACCAGUCCAGAUAUCCCAUACUGGGCACACACGGACCUUUCGAAUCGAACGGUGCUGUUGGAGGCACCGACCGCCACCCCUCCAUUUAUAAGUUUGAUGGGCAUAGCGAGGCUCCUUUAAGGCAUUUCUCUCGCUUAUUCCCUAUACCCACCACCACCACCUCCUCCUCCUCCUCCUCUAACGACGACUCUUACGACCUUGAAUACACCCACAUCAGUAUGGAUAGUUGUCCCGAAGAAGAUCAACUCAAUUUCUGCAAAGUAAUCGUGUCCAACCCCGAUAUAUCAGGCAUAGGUGUCCGAGUUGCAAUCUAUGCGCAAACAAUCAUGAGCAUGAUCAUUGCCUCAAUCUUACCAUACCAUGAAAAAGCAUUUCGGGAUACAUCGCGAAACUGCUAUGUAGUGUCGACAAGCUUGAUGAUCGCUUCUCUAAUCGAGCUAAAGACUCAUGAACUUAGUCUAUUUGACGCUUUGAUUGUGACAAUGCUUACGACUAUUAUGACAGCGUUCGUCACGGUGAACACAGCCUAUAUUCGCACUCUGGGCCUGUCCAUCAAUAUCUCCAGUUUUCUGUUCACUACCUUCUGGGUCUACUGGGGUCUGCAAGUAUGGAACGAUCCCAAAACCUUCGGGAUUCCCGAGGGUGAGGAGAACUGUAAUGCUAGCAUCGACACCGUGUUCGUCGUAUUCGGUCACAACGUCAGCGUAACAAACAGCGGUCUGCGUGGGUUCGCCAUGUUCAUUUUCGCAAUCGGGUCGAUCUCUGCUCUGGCAGCGCUCUGGCAGUGCAUAACCUGGUCACUCCGAUAUAUUGUUGGUACUGCAAGGACAGCUAAGGAAAAUGCUGCUGCACGAUAUGCUAGAGAACUUCGCCACCGAAGGGCUCGCUCGGGUGGCAAAGGGCAGCAUAUGACCCGGUUUGGGGGCACGGUUGGAAUGAUCUACAUGAUCGUUACAACAGAACAAAUCGUCCAGCGCAACCCGGACGUGUCCAAACAAGUCAAUGGGCGAGAGCUAUAUAGACUGAAGAUGACCUUCGCGCGUCUUUUGAACACUACCCACGCGCCCUACGAGCCAAAGGACAUGAGCAUGUCCAGCUGCCCUUCCGAGCUUGGACCUGAUUUUUGUACGGUCAUCACGCCUAAUGCUGAUAUCUCUGGAAAGGGGGUCCGGAUUGCACUUUACUCCCAAACUCUUCUUACUAUGGCCGUGGCUUCGUUCAUACCAUACCAUGAGAAGGCAUUUCACAGCACAGCACGAAACGCGUACAUCGUGUCAACCAGCUUGAUUAUUGCAUCGCUCAUCGAAACGAAGACGCGUGGAUUGAGCACCCCUGGCUACACAGCCUCCACUCCCCUUCACUCGCCCAUCAUUACCUCGCGCACUCCCACUUGCUCCUCGUCCCGGGCAUCUUCCCACGCUGGCCGCUCCUACCCGCCAACACAUACCAUGGCAACCCGUUCCCGGCCAGCCUCUCAAACCCGCUCCCCAAUCAAUCAAGGGGAGUUGGGACCCCACCUUCCGACAGCCCCCUAUGUCGAACUUGGGGAAGUAUCCCUCGAGCAAAUCACAAGUCUCCUCCUUGGCCUCCUCGGCCAAGUUGAGAACCUCGAACAAAAGGUGGAAGAAGUCCGAGAAGCGGGAGUCGAGGCCCGCACCAACCUUGAGAACAUCUCUCAAGCCGUCGAUACUGUCAAGGAUGGGCUUAGAAGCCUCCAGCUCCACGGGCCCAGGACCCCAGAAGACACAAAACCCCCGGCCGUGGAAGCAACGCCACGCCCCCUACCAAAAGUCGACCCUAUUGGAUCGACUAGUUGGGUCUCAUUCUGGCCCGAAUUGUCCAAGGGGCUCCCCGUCUUUGCCCAGCCCACUCCCAUACGAGGAGUACCCCCGCGAGUCCCAUCUCCCCCUCCAUCUCCGGCUCUCCAAUCCCCGAUCGGGACAUCUGCCCCUCCACCUCCGGCUCCAGUCGCCGCCUAUCCUACCCCGGUCAAAGUAGACCACCCAGAUGCCUAUACAGGCAAGAUUGGGAGUGAAGCCAAACAAUGGCUCACCAGGAUGUUGGCAUGGACCCAAUUGAAUUCCCGCAUGUUUCCCACGGACCAAGAGGUCUUAUCAUUCCUUCUCAUGAACAUGAAGGAUUCUGCGGGAGCAUGGGCCCAUCCGCACCUCGACCAGCUCGGGUCACACCAAGCCAUCAUCCAAACGGUCGAAGGUUUCAAACUGGAGUUCCUGGCAGCGUUUGGCGACCCUGAUGCCACAAGGGCCGCCGAGCGGAAAAUAACCUCCCUUACCCAAUCCGGCACAUGCGCGGAUUAUAUUACAAAGUUCAGAACCCUAGCAAUGGAACUGGACUGGAACGACGCGGCCCUCCGAGGCCAGUUUGCCCGUGGCCUCCACUGGGAGGUCAGCCGGCAAAUCGCAACCCGUGAGCACCGCCCCCGUACCCUCUUAGAGCUGCAAAACGCAGCACUUGUCAUCAAUAACGCCCUCCGAGAGGAGCGUGCUAGCCAUCCGCCAAAGGAUAGUAAGUCUAGCAGACCAACUAACCCCGCAAGGGGGACGAGUACCGGCCAGCCAAGCACCGGUUCUAAGAAGCUCUCUGACAAUCCAAACUUUGUAUCGGAAGAGGAACGAAAUCGCCGCCGCGCCGCUGGCGCCUGCAUCAAAUGCGGCAAAAUGGGCCACAAGUUCGCGGAAUGCCGCACGGGAUGGAAGGCUACCCCUAUUGAGGACAAAGGGAAGGCCAAAGAAGCCGCCAAGGUUGGCGAAGACUCCAAGUACCAAUCGGGAAAAGAUAACAAUAGAAUCUCUCCCCUUUUUACGAUUUCAAUUAAGCCAGAGAAGCAAGCGGAAACACUAGAAGUCCUGAUAGACUCAGGCGCCACAUCAUCAUUUCUCCACCCCCGUACCGCCGAGGCAUUACGCCUACCCCUCAUAGAUCUACCACUACCCCGCACCGUCACUAUGCUCAAUGGGUCGAGCCCCCAGGCUGGCAAAAUCUGGAAGAAGGCUAACCUAACCUUCUCCUUUGAUGGCAAACGCAUGACUGAGACAUUCCUCAUUUGCAACACAGGGUCUCACGCCGCCAUCUUAGGAUUGAAAUGGUUGGAUGCCCACAACCCGGAAAUAGAUUGGAAUACGCGCACCCUCUCCUUCCCGCAUACUCCACCAGAACAUGUGGCCAUCGCCGAGGAGGAAGAAGCUGACAAGAACCCUCUUGAAGGAGUACCCCCUGAGUACCAUCAAUAUGCUAAGGUAUUCGGGGAAGAAGAAUUCAAUAAGCUUCCCCCCCACCGGCACUAUGAUAUUGGGAUUGAACUGACGGAAGAAGGACCCCUGAACUCGCCUCUCUAUAGCAUGACCGACGCCAAAUCCGCCACACUCAGGGAUUGGCUCAGGGACGAGCUCAAAGCGGGCAAGAUUAGACCCAGCAAAUCCCCUAUUAGUUCCCCCGUCAUGUUUGUCCCAAAAAAGGAUGGUUCCCGCCACUUAGUAGUUGACUACCGUUGCCUCAACAAUCGGACAAAGAAAAAUGUGUACCCACUGCCCCGUCCAGAUGACCUCAUGGCCCAGCUCCGUGGUGCCAAGAUUUUCACUAAACUAGACCUAAGAUGGGGUUACAACAAUGUCCGUGUCAAAGAAGGUGACGAGUGGAAAACUGCUUUCCGUACCAAGUAUGGGUUGUACGAGUCCCUAGUAAUGACAUUUGGCCUAACUAACGCUCCCGCUGCCUUCCAACACUUCAUGAACGAACUGUUCAAAGACCUGCUUGAUGUAUGCGUCAUCAUCUAUCUCGAUGACAUCCUGAUCUACUCUAAGGAUGACGCUUCCCACACACAGCACGUACAUGAAGUUCUACAGCGCCUGAUGGAUAACCAAUUGUUUUGCAAGGCAUCAAAGUGUACCUUCCACGUCACAUCUGUAGAAUACCUAGGGAUCAUUGUGUCAGACAAAGGUUUUAGCCUGGAUAGGCUCAAAAUCCAGGCGGUACAAGAGUGGCCUACGCCCACCAAGGUCAAGGAAGUUCAGUCAUUCUUGGGGUUUGCAAAUUUCCUCCGCCGGUUUGUCGCCAAUUUCAGCCACAUGGCCAGGCCAUUACAUAACCUGGUCAAGAAGGACACCCCUUGGAAAUGGGAUGCAAAGGAACAGGAAGCCUUCCAAGGUUUGAAGGACGCGAUCACCAACGCCCCUGUCCUCUGCCAUGCCAAUCCUACCAAACCCUACUUCCUGGAGACGGAUGCAUCCGGCGCGGCCCUUGGUUCUAUACUCAGUCAACGGCAGGAAGACGGUUGCCUACACCCCCUUGGUUUCCUUUCCGAAUCAUUCAAAGGAGCCGAGCAAAACUACGAUACACACGAUAAGGAGCUCCUAGCGAUCAUUCGCUCCUUUGAGUAUUGGCGCAUAUUUUUGGAGGGGACCCUACAUCCCAUCACCGUAUUCACCAAUCACCGUAACUUGGAAUACUGGAAGGAAUCUUGGACCUUCAACCGCCGCCAUGCACAAUGGCAUCUCCUCCUGGCAGGCUACAACUUCCAAAUUGUAUAUAGGCCCGGGAAACAGUCAGGGAAGCCAGACGCCCUGUCAUGA